AUGGAGGUUGGUAUCGUCGGCGGAGAACUGGCCGCCGCCGGCGACUUCCCCUUCAUCGUCAGUCUGUCGAGAAGCGGUGGUAGCCACUUCUGCGGUGGCACCCUUCUGAACGCCAAUACUGUACUUACGGCGGCCCACUGCUCUGUGGGUCAGAGUGCCUCGAAUGUCCAGGUUCGCGCAGGAAGCAAGAAGCGGAACAGUGGUGGCACAAUCGUCGGGGUUUCUCGCAUCACUGUUCACCCAAGCUAUUCUUCUAGCACGUACAACAACGACGUCGCGAUCUGGCGUCUGUCGACUUCAAUCCCGACUAGCUCGACCAUCUCGUACGCCUCUUUGGCUGCGUCGGGCUCCGACCCUGCUGCCGGCUCUUCGGCAACCGUGGCUGGCUGGGGUACUACCACGGACGGUGGAUCAACCCUUCCCGUUGACCUGAGAAAGGUGACCGUCCCCAUUAUCUCUCGCGCGACCUGCCGGUCCCAGUACGGUACUUCUGCCAUUACCACCAGCAUGUUCUGUGCUGGCCUGACUGCAGGAGGUAAGGACUCAUGCCAAGGAGACAGCGGCGGUCCCAUCAUUGCAGGCACCUCUGGAGCUCUCAUCGGUGUCGUCUCAUGGGGUGAGGGUUGUGCUCAGCCCAAUCGCGCUGGAGUUUACGCUAGUGUUGGUAGCUUGUACUCUUUCAUCAGCAGCAACAUGUAG
Molecule: messenger RNA, 699 nt
Organism: Ilyonectria robusta
Lineage: Eukaryota; Fungi; Ascomycota; Sordariomycetes; Hypocreales; Nectriaceae
Product: trypsin-like cysteine/serine peptidase domain-containing protein
Exons: 3
Coding region: 1-699 (232 amino acids)
Biological process (GO): proteolysis
Molecular function (GO): serine-type endopeptidase activity
Source: RefSeq, a predicted model, not a curated record